CCUGUUGUUGCGGAAAUGCUAAGUCAUGGCCUGAACCAGUCAUUGAGCACAUCCAACCCAGGGGAGCUGAGGUGCAUGCAGAAAGGCCAGAAGGGAUGGAGCCAGAAUCCACCCCUUUCCCGACCUCAUUUAAGGAUUGGCAGUGGAGGUGUGGGUAUUUUGGUGGAGAUACCUGCCUCCUUGAGGCCUUCCAAAGGUAAGUGGCUUUUUUCCUUUGUUUCUUUGUCCACGGAUGCUGCAUUUGGGCUUGUCCUCAUUUGCUGUAGCCAACAACUUUGCCACCCUGCUAUUAUAGUGGAAUAUGUGGAAAAUUCUGUGUGAAUACAUUCCCAGUCUUUUAGAUUAAUUAUGAGGAGUCUUGAAAAGCUUGUAUGUCUCUCUUAAAGCACAGAGAAGCACCUUGUCAUCUGUAUUUAACUUUGGAAAUUGUGUAAGAAUAGGAAAGAAUUUGUCUCUUUGCAUUUCAUCAGGAGCAAGGAGUCCAUUGGCAGAUCUCAUACCAAGCAUUUUUGAGAAGAGAUCUGUAGAUUAAUUGACAUGAAGACAUUCUGAGCAUCGUGUUUGACGUGGGUAGGAGUAUAUUUCAGAACUGAUCAUGCUGUUGUACUUUUAAUGACCAUAAUUGCUGCAUCCAUUAGGCUUGUGCUUACCAAAAGAAACUGAGGUAAUCUGUCAGUGCUAUAAUUGGACAACUACUAGUCACUAAAAAACACAACUCUUAGUUCUGAAUUAUUUCUGAAACAAAGCUUGAGCAAGCUAUCAAGAAAGCUUCAAGAACUCAGUUGCCUAGUCUGAACACCUGCUCUAUAUAGGACAACAGUUAAAAAAAUGUUUAGAAGGAACAUUCAAUUUUCUAUUAGAUCUGCUUUUGUGAGAAGAAACCAAGUCUAUUCGACCACAACACUAUCAGGAAUUAUAGAAUACCAAUUAUUUUGUUGGUGUUACUACUCACUUAACUUUAAUUAAGUCAAUUAAAUAUAGACCUUAAAAGCAUUUAGUCUCUUGUUACUAUGUGUUACUAGGUCUAUGGAGGUAGGGCUCUGACUUGAGAUAUUGUAGAAUUGUAGGCAUUGUAAGCCAUCUCUGUCAUACCACAUUGCAACUGUAUGAUAUCAGUGCUUCAAAACCAUGUUUGUAAAUGCAUUCUCUGCAAUAGAUGCAUUCUUCACCAAUGCUUCUGUGCCUAGUUGUGGAUAGCUGACUUUCCUUAUUCUUCUGGCUUUGGAAGACUGGGAUAAUGCAGUCCUCGUUCUUACACUCAAAUCUGUGCUCUGUGCUGCUGUUCUUGCUGCAUGCUUUAGAGAUGUGCUUUCUCCAAGGGUAUCAAAAGGCUGGCUAUCUUGGCAUCACCUUUGUCAGUUGCCACGUCAGUGCAAUCGAAAGUACCAAUUUGCAGCCUAGGACAAGAAGUGAAUAAUUUGAAUCUUACAGCAGGUGGAGUCGUGAGUCGUACUCAAAUCUGAAGCCACUGAAAGGCAAAAGCCUUGCACUCUUAUACUGGUGCAGUUACUUUCAGUUUGGCAAAGUCUUAUCUUGGCAAUAAAUGGUACCUUGAGAAAAUCAAGAUUAGUAUGUGAAACAGGGCAAGUAAGGAUUUGGAGGCCCCUUAUCAGGGCAUCUUGUCAGUCAUCUGUAUGUCUCUUUACAGAAUCAAACUUUUUAAAAUAACAGUUUAAAUCUAGAGACUGUGUGUGAGAGAAAUUCAUAAUUUAUUAAUUUGUCUGCCUUUGGUUUUGAACCAUUUAAGUAUUUGUGGAGUUAAGAUUAAAGGGAAGUACUGCCCUAUACAGCCCUCUAGUGUUGAUGGACUUUAAUGAAUGCGGGAGGAUUUUUUUUUUUUUGAAAAGCAAGCAGUAUUUCUACUUCUACCAUGUGUGGAUUGAAAUAUUUCUUUAAAUAUUUUACAUAUAAAUAUAAUGUUUACAACUUGCUAAAUCAGGUAAUAAAUCUUGCGUUGCCCCAUAUCUGUAUAGACACCUACAAAUUGAAGGAUUGACUCAAAUAUAAACUACGCUAUUUUUGUACUGAUCGGAGCCAAGUCAACAGAAAAUACUCCAUGAUUCAAGGGCAUUUGUUAAUAGUGAAUUCAUUGCUUUAUAUUUUGGCUUUGUUUUAUAAACUGCAGUGUUCUAGGAGGAAAAAGGGGAGGAAAAAAAAAAAAUACUUCUUUUAGAGAUGUGCCUAGAUUACCUAAGUUGUAGGAGCUGGGGGUGUUUAGCUUUCAGAGGAAAAGCUGGUCUCUGGGGAGACCUCAUUGCAACCUUCCUGAACUUGAAGGGUGCUUAAAAUCAAGGGGGGGAGCAACUUUUUCGUGAUCUGAUAGUGGUAGGACAAGGGGAAAUGACUUUAAACUAUAAGAGGGGAGAUUUAGUUUAGAUGUUAGGAAGAAAUUCUUUACUCAGAGGGUGGUGAGGUACUGGCACUGCCCAGAGAAGCUGUGGGUGCCCCAUCCGUGGGGGUGUUCAGGACCGGAUUGGAUGGGGCCCUGGGCAGCUGAGCUGGUGGGGUGGCAACCUUAACCAAGGCAGUAAGCAUUGCAAGCUCUGACUUCUAUGCAAGCUGCAUGAUUGGAGACACUUUUGAAAAUAUUGCCAAGGUUUCAGGGGAGGGAAGUAAAGAUACCAAAUUAUCAUUAUGCUUUUAUCUUUCAAGACGGAACAAUUAAAUGCUGGGGAAGUAGAUUCAUCACUGAAUAGAUAAUUUUCCCUUUCAAAUCCCUCCCACCCUGUUUCUGCCUAAUCCUCUUCUGACAGGGAAAACACCUCAUUAAUAGAAGUGCCCUGCAAGCUAUGAGUGAGUGUAGUUCUAUGCUAGUAAAAUGUUUGGUGGUAGUAUUGUGACACUUGAUCUGUAGCAAUGAUAACUAAUUGUCACGACUGCAUAAGUUUUAUACCAAAAUUUGCUCACCUAUUGGUUGAAAUGGAUGAAAAGUAGAGGAUGUCUAUUUUAAAAAGCUGAGGUUGGAUGGGGAAAGCUCUGUGAGUGUUUCAGGGGUUAAAGAAGAGAGUAGCUCUUCAGGUAUAUGACCUUCCUAUGGGAUGGCUUUGUUUCUCAGUGCUGCCUGGGGCAGUACAUCCUUCCUGCUGCUCAUACAUGUGGUCUGAGCUGCCUGUAAGCUGCAUACAUCUGAAGAAUUUUUAUAUCACUUUUAUGUGUAGUAUGGGUACAAAUUGUUUGAAGGGGAACCAGUGAUAAAGGCCUUUGUUUAUUUGUAUUGAUGCUGCAUGUAAACUCUUUGGGCAAAGGUUUGUUGCUGCUCAUAUUUACACAGGAUUUUGUAAAAGGACUUUGUGAUCUCCCUCUAGCAUGCUGCAACCUCAUAACUUAAAAAAUAAAAGCUGUGUCACCUUUGGAAAAUGCCCAAUAAUUUUCUGUUUAAGAAAACUUGCCCAAGCCUCCCUGUGUAAGUCUGAGAGAAGGAGAGUGUUCAGACUUUGUGACAUGUUCAACACCCAUUUUCUGCAGACCAGGCCAUUUUAGAAAUGUGAUAAUUGAAUUUUCCGAAUGUUAAGCUUUACUUCAGAUAAUACUGGAUUACAUUCUUGUAUCUGCCAUCAGUUUGAGUGUUUCAGUUAAACUAAGAAUCUUGAAGAGGAGAAGGAAGUAUUUAAGGGUUUGAAGGGGUGGAUACAGUCAAGGUAUUUUAAUGAAGCUGACAUUUGUGUUUAUGCUGUGGUUGUGUUCUCUGCGAUGGUUGGAAGUAAUUCCAAACCAGGCUGAAGGCCAACUAACCAGAGUCAACUUUCUCCUGAGGUUUCUCAAGUGUUGCACAAGAGAUUUGAAGUAAAAAAGUUUGGAGACAUGUGACUGUUAAUCUCUUUAGCAGUAAGAAUAAAAUUUAAGCAUCCAGUUGGAAAUGUACUUGGUUCUGUGUUGCUCUUUGUUUCAAUUAACAAGCUUUUCUCCUGCAUAGAUUGGGGGUAUAAACUUCUUUGCGUUCUGUCCAAUUAGAUCAUGCUUGGAAGCUGUCAGCACUGAUGGUGAGGAACCCUCCCCUGCCUUUUUUUUCAGUUGUUCAGUCUGUUGGAUAAUGAAAGAAUUUGUCUGACGGGGUUUGGUAGUGUUUUGUCCUCUAGAUGAAUUACUGCAAGAUAUAGACGACAGUCUUGUGUGUCCAAAAUGCACUGGAAUGAUUCAGCCAACUCCUCAGAAAGUGAUGCUGAAGCUCAUUCUGCCUUUACACAGACUGAGCACAACAUAGUCGCAGCUUACUUAAUAACAGCAGGAGUGAUAAGCAUUUUCAGUAACAUUGUUGUGUUAGGCAUCUUUGUGAAGUACAAAGAGCUUCGGACAGCAACCAAUGCAAUUAUUAUCAACCUGGCUUUCACUGACAUUGGUGUUAGUGGCAUUGGCUACCCCAUGUCUGCUGCUUCAGACCUGCAUGGAAGCUGGAAGUUUGGAUACACUGGAUGCCAGAUCUAUGCUGCCUUAAAUAUUUUUGGGAUGGCAAGUAUUGGUUUGCUCACUGUUGUUGCAGUUGACCGUUACCUGACAAUCUGCAGGCCUGACAUAGGAAGAAGAAUGACUACCUGUAACUAUGCUGCUCUAAUCCUGGCUGCAUGGAUCAAUGCAGUCUUUUGGGCGUCCAUGCCUACCGUAGGCUGGGCUGGCUAUGCUCCAGAUCCAACUGGAGCAACUUGCACAGUCAAUUGGAGGAAAAAUGAUAUGUCCUUUGUUUCCUACACAAUGAGUGUAAUUGCUGUUAAUUUUGUUGUACCCUUAACAGUCAUGUUUUACUGUUAUUACAAUGUUUCCCGGACAAUGAAACAAUACACCAGCAGUAACUGCCUGGAGAGCAUCAGCAUGGAUUGGUCCGACCAAGUAGAUGUAACAAAGAUGUCUGUUGUGAUGAUUGUAAUGUUCCUGGUGGCAUGGUCUCCCUAUUCCAUUGUGUGUUUAUGGUCUUCCUUUGGAGACCCGAAGAAAAUUUCUCCUGCAAUGGCCAUCAUAGCUCCUUUAUUUGCAAAAUCCUCCACAUUCUAUAAUCCCUGCAUUUACGUCAUUGCAAACAAAAAGUUUCGGAGAGCAAUCCUGGCUAUGGUGCGAUGUCAGACAAGACAAGAAAUAACUAUAAACAAUGCCUUGCCCAUGAGUGUUUCUCAAAGUGCACUGACGUCAUAAAACUCGAUUAGUUUUUCUGCAUAGAUUUUGUGGAAACAAAUUAAUUCUGGGUUACAGUUUAUUUUUUGGGAUAACAAUCUGCCUCUUCCAGUCAAUUGUUUUCUGUUAAUCACUGAAGUAUUUUUUAGGUUAAAGAGAAAAAAACAAAAAUAACAAACAAAAAAAAAAGCACUGCAACUUUAGUUUUCAAGAAUGAGGCUUAUUUGAUUGAUAUUUCUGGCACAAACAAAAAAGGCCAUUGAAGUGUUCCAUGUGACUUGCAGGGUUGGACAAGGUGACAUCAGGGCAGGGAGAGACUGAAGUAGGAAGUGCUUAGGUUCAGUAACAGAUAUAGCACCUUUAAUUCCUCUUGCGAAUGACUUUCUCCCAACUUCAAUUAAAAGUUUCCAGAUC
Meleagris gallopavo (turkey) is the source of this 5514-nucleotide messenger RNA. RefSeq names its product retinal pigment epithelium-derived rhodopsin homolog (gene RRH). Gene Ontology annotation, biological process: visual perception; G protein-coupled receptor signaling pathway. Lineage: Eukaryota; Metazoa; Chordata; Aves; Galliformes; Phasianidae. Gene Ontology annotation, molecular function: G protein-coupled receptor activity. The record is from RefSeq and is a predicted model, not a curated record. Gene Ontology annotation, cellular component: membrane.